Xyrauchen texanus (razorback sucker) is the source of this 3161-nucleotide messenger RNA. Its product is annotated as choline kinase alpha-like. The coding region runs from base 170 to 1423 and encodes 417 amino acids. The record is from RefSeq and is a predicted model, not a curated record. Gene Ontology annotation, cellular component: cytoplasm. Gene Ontology annotation, molecular function: ethanolamine kinase activity; choline kinase activity. The transcript has 12 exons. Gene Ontology annotation, biological process: CDP-choline pathway; phosphatidylethanolamine biosynthetic process. Lineage: Eukaryota; Metazoa; Chordata; Actinopteri; Cypriniformes; Catostomidae.
ACAGUCGUGUGGACAGUUACAUUCAGCCACUACGGUUUCGUUUUGGCAUAUUAAAUCUGGGUUGAUACAUUUGUUUAAACAGUUGUAAAAUUGCAUAGACAGCCUGCAACUCAGUUUAUUUACUGCACAUUUCGCUUAUUUACAGUAAUACCAGUAACCUGCAGCAAAGAUGAAGACUAAAUUCAUCAAUGGCGUGUCUUCAUCGUCGUCAGUGUCUCUGGGUUUAUUGGUAAAUGAGAAUGUCCUUGAAGUCCAGCCAGAUAGUGGGACCGACUGCAAAGACAUUGUCCGCCCGGAUGAGCCCGACCAUCAGACGAAGCAUAAGGCGUAUCAGUGGUGUAAAGAAUUUCUACACGGGGGCUGGAAAUCCAUAGAUGAGGAUGAUUUCCAAAUCUCUAUCAUCAGGGGAGGUCUCAGUAACAAACUGUUCCUCUGCGCUUUGCCAGAGAAGCAACCAAGCCUUGGAGAAGAACCACGGAAUGUGCUCCUUCGCCUUUACGGAGAAAUUCUGCAGAUGUCCUGUAAUAAAGGGGAUUCCAGACAGUCAAAUACAGAUCACUUUGAAGGAGCUGAUGCCAUGGUUUUGGAGAGUGUGAUGUUUGCCAUCCUGGCCGAGCGGGAGCUUGGGCCAAAGCUAUAUGGCAUCUUUCCGCAGGGGAGACUUGAACAAUUUGUCCCAAGCCGAAAACUGUCAACCGAUGAGCUGAGUGUCCCCGGCAUAUGUGCUGAAAUUGCCGAAAAGAUUGCCAAAUUUCAUGCAAUGAGAAUGCCUUUCAACAAGGAGCCAAAGUGGCUAUUUGGUACCAUGGAUAAGUAUAUGGAUCAAGUGCUUAAGCUCACCUUCACCAAGGAGUCCCAUCUGCAAAAUUUUUCACAUCUUUUGAGCUAUAACUUGCCUCAAGAGAUGGACAAUCUUAAGUGUCUACUUGAAUCUACUCCCUCCCCCGUUGUUUUCUGCCACAAUGACUUGCAAGAAGGAAACAUCUUGCUCCUCAGUGGUCAUAAGAAUACAGACAGACAGAGACUCAUGUUGAUUGACUUUGAGUACUGCAGCUACAAUUACAGAGGAUUUGACAUUGGAAAUUUUUUCUGUGAGUGGAUUUACGACUACACCUUUGACAAGAUUCCAUUUUUCAAGACCAACACCAAAAAUUACCCCACCAAAGCUCAGCAGAUGCAUUUCUUUCAAAGAUAUCUGUUGGAAUCUGACACUGGAUUUGAAACCUUGAGUGAGGAGGACCAGCUGAAACUAAAAGAGGAUAUGCUAGUUGAAGUUAACAGGUUUGCAUUGGCCUCCCAUUUCUUCUGGGGAUUGUGGUCCAUGAUCCAGGCCAAAAUAUCAACUAUUGAGUUUGGGUACAUGGAGUAUGCCAUGGCCAGGUUUGAUGCUUACUUUGAGCUGAAGAGGAAGCUCGGGCUUUAAAGAAAAAGUGCAUGAAUUCCCAAUGGACAGAGUGGAUAGAGAACAAUUGCUCAUAUGUUGACAGGAAAAGAGUGGAGUAAAGUUUGAAUGUUCUUAAAAGAGGAUGCUCUGCCUCUGCAAUGAUUAUCCCAUGCUGCAUGGACCAAUGCAUUGAGUGUCCCACGUGUUUACAAAGUUAACCUUCAUACAUUUAACACACCUGCCUGAACUUCUGGACAAAUUGAGAAAAACUACAUUACAUAGAGAGAAUAAUAAGGUCACAAACUUUGGAAAUGAUAGUAUUGGUGGUGCAGUUAGACAAUAUUUCAUGCAGCUAGACAGAUUCAUAAAGUCACAUGAUGGUGUGGUGAUACGUUUGUCAUACUAUUCUGUACCUUGUGGUCUCUUAUCUCCUGGUCAUCUACCUGUUAUCUAUACAACUGGUGAAAUUAGACAUACUGUGAAAGAGUAAGGUUCAACUGCACCUGUUACCACAAAAUGGUACAACAGACCAAACGAUGUUCACACUGCGGUUCUAAUUAUGUUCAGUAUUGUUGAAGUUUUCUGUUUCCAUUUCAUUGGGACAUGUUUUUUUGUUCUUUAUACCGGAUGAUUUACCUCUAUGCCAAGUUCUGCUUUAAAGCUGAGAAGUGGUCCAGUAGAUCCAUAUGAUGUGAAAUGAAAUACCUGUGGGACCAUGCCAUCUGAGAACUCCUUAAGAGAGAGAUGGUAUGAAAUAUCCAAUCUCAAACAGUAUAUAAUUGUAUGGCUUUGACCAUAGUGCUCUCUUUCACCUCCUAUUUGAGGUGCUUCAUGUACAUUUCUUUCUAUUUGAAACAGAAAUGACUGUGAUACAAUGAACCCUAUUAUACAGUAUAUAAUAGUGAUACACAAUCUAAAGCUUAAUAUCAGUCUAUUCUUAAAAUAAAAUCUUUUUUGUCUUAUGACACUUCAUUUAAUUAGUUUAGCUUUAAACACAGAAUCUAAUGUUUAUGAAUGUUUAUUCUUGUUUUAGAAAAUGUUUUACAACUGAACCAUAUUUACUUAAUUUCCUUGAGUUAAUAUAUAUAUAUUUUUUAAUUCUGUACAACCUAAAUUGCAGUAAAGGUAUUUUUAUGUAUUUUUUCGUUAACCUGUUUUCAUAUUUUGAAAUGUAGGUAUUUUGUGAUGUCAAAGGCACUUUCUAAAGCAGCUCUGUGAAAAUGUUUAGUAUUUGCAAGUGUAAGUUUUCUAUUAUAUUUCUGCAAUGGAAGAUGUAUUUUUCUUAAUAAGAAAGUGUUCUCUGUUCUUAGUGAAAUAAUGUUUGAUGGUUCUCUUUGCCAUUUUUACUGUACUACACUUGUGAUUGAAUUAAUUCUGAUUUCACAUAUCACACAUAUUUCACUGGAUCUUAAUGUAAAAUCUGAAUAUUUUGAAUAUUUAUUUACCUUACUGGUCUCUAAAAAUUUGUACCGAUUUUUGGAACAUAAUUGGACAAAAAGGAAAAAUUGGAAGCUGUUUGAAUGUUUUAAGAAAAAUUAAAUUUAAUAUGUGUAUUAAAAUUCAGUGUUACUCUAGACCAGCUUACUAGCCUUAGUCAUGCAUCUCUGCAUUAAUAUUAAGCAUUUGGGAGGCUUGUGUAUAAAUAUACAAUCGUUUUUUAAAUAAAAUGAACACACUUCUGAUACCAAAAGAUGCAGAAAGUGAAACUAUUCUGCAGAACAGAAUAUCAUUGUAAUGUACUAAUUCAUGCUUUACACAUUUAUUAUGAAUAAAAGUU